This is a messenger RNA of Rubroshorea leprosula, 5093 nucleotides long. The record is from the annotation of a GenBank genome assembly. NCBI's taxonomy places the organism in Eukaryota, Viridiplantae, Streptophyta, Magnoliopsida, Malvales, Dipterocarpaceae.
CCCAGUGUUUUUUCCUUGGCUGAUGUCCAAGAGAUUGAUGCACUCAUAUCCAGUUUUGAUACCCUUGAAAUGAAAGAAGCAGGUCCAUUGGUUCUUUCAUGGGCAGUUUUUCUUUGUCUGAUUUCGUCGCUUCCUGGAAAAGAAGAUAAUAAUUUUCUAAUGGAGAUUGAUCAUGUUGGUUAUGUUCGCCAAGCUUUUGAAGCUGCAUCACUGAAUUGUUUUCUUGAAAUCCUUCACAGUGACAUAUUUAAGGAAUCAGAUGGAUCUAUUGCUGGUUAUCGAAGUGUCUUGAGAACCUUUCUUUCUGCAUUUAUUGCAUCUUAUGAAAUAAACCUUCAGAUGGAGGAUGACACCCUUAAUUUGAUAUUGGAUAUUCUUUGCAACAUUUACCGAGGAGAGGAGUCACUUUGUAUGCAGUUUUGGGACAGAGAAAGCUUUGUUGAUGGUCCUAUUCGGUGCCUUCUGUGCAACUUAGAGGGUGAAUUCCCUCUUAGGACUCUGGAACUUGUUCGGCUUUUAUCAUCCUUGUGUGAGGGAAGUUGGCCUGCAGAAUGUGUGUAUAGCUUUUUAGAUAAAUCUGUUGGACUAUCAUCCUUGGUUGAGAUUUCUAGUGAGUCUGUAGUGGAUAAUAUAUCACAAAUUGUUGAAACUCGCCAUCCAGUAUAUAUUCCUGGGAUUGAUGGCUUGUACAUUCCUAGUGGAACACGAGGACAUAUUCUGAGAGUAAUCAGUGGGAACACUGCUCUUGUCCGCUGGGAGUAUUCACAGUCAGCAGUUUUUGUGUUGCUUCUGCGUUUGGCCCAAGCACGAUAUUUAGAAGGCAAUGAGGAAGUUAUCCUUACGCUAGACCUGCUUAGUCGAAUGGUAUCCUUUAACAAGGCCAUAUGUUUUGCUUUGAUGAACAUUAGCAAUUCAUUGCAUGUCCAAGAAACAGGAGUAAAUGGUCAGGUGGAGAAUAAUGGGUGGGUAGUUGAAAUCAUUAGCACUAUGGUCAGAAAUCUCUCCCCUAAUCCUAGGGGUGCUCUAGUGAUGUCUAUGGCUCUUACUGUCUUAGAAAAGAUGCUUAAAUGUUUCCCAUCUAAUGUUGCAGCAGUAGCUUUGAAAUCAAAUAUUUUCGAUGUUGCUUCGAAGGGUGGUGAUAUUGGCUGGAAUGGUUUAUCAAGUGGCUCAUGGUUGCUAUCUGGCAAAUUGGCAAAGUUACUAUUAAUCGACUGCGAGCAAAAUGAUUAUGACUGCCCGUUAACUAUAUCAGUGCUGGGUUUCACCUUGCAGCUUGUAAAGACUGGGCUGGAGGAUGAUGUUGUUUUUUCGUUAAUUAUUUUCUCCCUCCAGUAUAUCCUAGUUAAUCAUGAAUACUGGAAAUACAAGAUGAAGAAUACUCGUUGGAAAGUAACAUUGAAGGUUCUUGAACUGGUGAAAACCUGCAUUGCAGCUGUAUCUUUCUCUGGAAAACUUGAGGCUGUCAAGGAUUUGUUACUUUGUGAUUCUUCCAUCCACAACGUACUCUUUCGCAUUGUAUGUACAACUACAGAAGCCCUGGAGAAGCUUUAUGUCAAUCGCCUCGUUGAACUGACAGAGAUUGAGGGAUUACAACUUGCCAUAAGUUCUGCUUUGGAUGUUUUAUAUGUUAUGCUCUCAAAAUUUUCAAAGGAUAUAUCAUUGAACCUUCCUAUCUUUCAUCAAGCUCUACUCUCAUCAACAACGAAACCAAUUCCUGUUGUUGCAGCAGUUAUAUCAUUGAUAUCAUAUUUCCGUGAUCCAGCAAUUCAGCUUGGUGCUGCUAAAGUAUUAUCGAUGCUUUUAUGUAUGGCAGAUUAUUUACAACCAUAUCUCUUUGGCAAUGCUUGCUUUGGUCUAGAUGAUAAGCAGAUUGCAGAUUUAAAGCAUUCUGUUUGUUGCGUACUACUGGAACAGGUAGUGUUGAAUGAAGAUCUAUUUGUUGCUUUCGUAAAUUUGCUCACUUCUGCAGCACAUUAUCAGCCUGCUUUUCUUGUUGCUAUAUUUUCCACAAAAGAGGAUUUGGAUGUGCAACUGACUAAUGCUGCUGAUCUAAAGCAGCCAAGAAAUGGAUCUUCAUCUGGGGCACCGGGUGUCCUGAAAUCUGGUUUGAUGGCUGCUUUCCUUCAUUAUAUUGAAAGAUCUGAUGAUCUUAUCAAUAGCAAUCCCCGGAUAUUGCUGAGUGUACUUAAUUUACUGAAGGCGUUGUGGCAGGGGGCUGGUCAUUAUACAGCUGUUUUGGAGCAGCUGAAAAACUCUGAAAAUUUCUGGAGACACUUAUCCAACUCUAUUUCUAGAGUUACAAAUUUUGAAGCUCCUCCAAUUAAAAGUCUGACAGAAUCGGAGGCUUUGAACUUGGGAUACAAGUAUAAAUGUCAAUCAACUAUUUUGGAAAUAAUGGCAUAUGACAUGUUCAUGAAGAAAAAGUUGUUAUAUGUUGAGUCACUAGUAAAAGAAGACACUGAAUCAAGUGAGAAGGCAAAAAGUGCAGUGAAUUCUGAAAAAUCAAAAACAAUUAAUGGUUAUGAUCUUGAGGAUGUUUUCUUGAAUUGGUCUGAGAGCUCUCUUUUAGGAAGCCUCAUCAAGUCAUAUACAUCUUGUGAAUAUGACAAUGAAGUACUUUACCAGGCUAAGGUUUCUGUCAGUUUAGUUGUGGUACACGUAAUGGGGAGACUAUCAUCUGAUAACACUGGAAGUAUGUCUGUGUCAUUAGUAGAGAAGGUCCAUAAUUUGUCAAAAAAGUUGUUCAGUCAACUUGCCUUUUCUGAAUUGAUGGUAGGAUACUCACGGCAUGGUUACAGUGAAGGAAGGGAGCUAAAAGCUUUAAUAAUUAGUGAUCUUUACUAUCAUCUACAAGGAGAGCUUGAAGGUCGUAAAAUCAGCCCUGGGCCAUUCAAAGAACUCUCCCAGUUUCUGAUUGAAUCAGAGUUUUUGCAGAUGUAUGAAGGAAAGUAUAAUGGUGAUCUUUUUGCGACUGCUGAGGAUCUUCAUUUGUUGUUUGACCUUGAACGCAUUCGAGCAGAUCUGGGAAUAGAUAUGUGGGAUUAUUCAGAGUGGAAAGCAUCUAAAUCAAUUGCAGACACAAUGUUGUGCUGCUUACAGGACACAAACUCAAUGAUCUCAAUUACAAGUUCUAAGCUCAGAGUGUUGAAGGCAUUAAUAAAUGUCUACGCUGUAUAUAAGGAUGAUCUUUUGCUUAUGUUAAGUCUCUUGGCAUUGGAGUUCAGCUGCGUCAACUCAGAUUUGGGUGAGAUAAAUGAUAAAGAAAAUGGUGAAGGCUUUGCAGAGGUUUCCAACAUUAGCCUCGGGCUUUUACCCAUCUUGUGCAACACUAUUAGUAUUGCUGAGUGCUGUACCCUCUCUCUGACUGCUGUGGACCUGAUACUUAAACGAUUUCUGACUGCCAACACUUGGUUUCCCAUUAUGCAGAAACAUCUCCAGUUACAGUUUCUUGUGCUGAAGCUCCAAGAAAAAAACUCGGUUGCAUCAUUUCCUAUUAUAUUAAAGUUUUUCUUGACUAUUGCAAGUGUGAGGGGAGGUGCUGAGAUGCUUCUUAAUGCUGGUUUUCUCUCAUGUCUCAGAGUUUUAUUUGCUGACUUAUCAGAUGGUCGACCUUCUUCAGUUAUCAAUACUGGUAAUUCUUCCUUAACUUCAUCAGACAAACUCGAGAAACCUCAACAGAUAUGGGGACUUGGCUUGGCAGUGGUCACAGCUGUUGUUCGUUCCUUGGGUGACAGUUCCCCAAGUAUUGAUGUUGUGGAUAAUGUGAUACGAUACCUCUUCUCAGAGAAAGCUAAUCUGAUCUUCUACUACCUCAGUGCCCCAGAAUUUCCAUCUGAUGAUCGUGAUAAGAAAAGGCCUCGUGCACAAAGAACUCAGACUUCUCUCACAUCUCUAAAAGAUACAGAGCACACUCUCAUGCUAAUGUGUGUCCUAGCAAGACAUUGGAGCUUGUGGACAAAAGCAAUGAAAGACAUGGAUUCACCAUUGAGGGAAAUCAGUAUUCAUCUGUUGGCCUUUAUUAGCCAGGGAACUCAACGCCUAGGAGAGAGUCCCAGCAGGACUCCCCCUCUCUUGUGCCCUCCUAUCCUCAAAGAGGAACUUGAUUGCCGCAAGAAGCCAUCGUUCGUCAACAGCAGAAAUGGAUGGUUUGCUCUUUCGCCACUCGGUUGUGUAACAAAGCCUAAGCCUUCUAUGGGAUCAACCACAAGUGCUCUUGUGAUCAAAGAUCAGGCAGCUGAAAAUAUCAAUCACAUUUCUCAAACAUACUUCUCAGACUCUGUUGCCAUUCAGAUCUACAAAAUUACAUUCCUUCUCCUUAAGUUUUUAUGUUUUCAUGCCAAGGGUGCUGCUAAAAGGGCAGAGGAAUUGGGAUUUGUUGAUCUUGCUCAUUUUCCUGAACUUCCAAUGCCUGAGAUUUUACAUGGCUUACAGGACCAAGCAAUUUCAAUUGUUAUCGAACUAUGUGAGACAAAUAGAUUGAAGCAGAUUCAUUCUGAAGUCCAGUUUGUCUGUCUCUUAUUGAUCCAAAUAAUGGAGAUGGCCUUGUACUUGGAACUUUGUGUCUUGCAGAUUUGUGGAAUUAGACCUGUACUGGGGCGCGUGGAGGACUUCUCAAAGGAAAUCAAAUUGUUGAUGAAUGCAACGGAGGGGCAUGCUUUUCUUAAAACAUCAGUGAGGUCCCUAAAACAAAUCAUAUCACUUGUCUAUCCUGGAUUGGUAUAAACCGAGAAAUUACAGGUGACUGUUCUACUAACCUGAAUGAAAUUUGUAGGCUUAUAGUGAGAGUGUGGUAAUUGUGCAGAUAUUUCACUUGUCAUCAUGAUUGCGUGUGUCCUUAUGCCUUGAUAGAUACAUGCCUUGACACAAUGUUUGUGUACGUACUCCAUAUUCCCAUCUUUAGAGAAUUUGUGGGAUUUUCUCGGCCAUUCUUUUUAUGGUUCCCAACUUCCAAGAGACUACUUUGACAAGGACAAGAUACCCCCACUAGAGAAGGCAUUGAUUUAAUUAUGUGGUGUAAUUAUAUGUUCAUGUAUAAUUGAGAUUCAAAUUUUAGAGAUUAGAUUAUAUAUUAAAAAUAUAAUUUGAAUAUUAAA